This is a messenger RNA of Miscanthus lutarioriparius, 876 nucleotides long. The record is from the annotation of a GenBank genome assembly. Lineage: Eukaryota; Viridiplantae; Streptophyta; Magnoliopsida; Poales; Poaceae.
AUGGAGGAUAAGGCGUCGUCGCCGCUGAUCCCGCCGCCGUCGGAGAUCGACCUGGAGGCGGGCGGCGGCGGGGAGCAGCUCCAGUGCCGGAUCUGCCUCGAGACCGACGGGAGGGACUUCAUCGCGCCCUGCAAGUGCAAGGGGACGUCCAAGUACGUGCACCGCGACUGCCUCGACCACUGGAGGUCGGUAAAGGAGGGAUUUGCAUUUUCCCAUUGUACCACCUGCAAGGCUCCAUAUUACUUGAGGGUUCAUUCCCACACUGACAGGAAAUGGCGAACACUGAAGUUUCGUUUCUUUGUUACUAGAGAUAUAUUAUUCAUCUUUGCUCUAGUCCAGAUUGUCAUAUCUGCAUUGGCAUAUUUGGUACAUUUUAUUGAUGGGUACCAGCAAUAUUGGUUAAGGACAGCCUGGGGUUUUGAUAAUGAAGUUAGUUUUUAUUAUAUAUGUGAGUACGGAAUGACUUGGCUCAGCCUUGUCGAGAAUUAUGUCUUUGUUGCUGUCAACCAGGAUUGCCAUCUACCUGGCACGCUCUGCAUGUGGACUGACUGCACUACCUGCUUCGAAGGCUGCGCUACCACCGCCGGCGAGUGUGGUGGUUGCUUGGGAGGUGCUGGGGAAGCCGGGCUACCGCUGCUCCUCAUCAUGGGGGUUAUUGUGCUUGGGCUUUUCACGGUUAUCGGCGUAUUCUACAGUGUCCUGGUCGCUACAAUGGUUGGCCAGCGUAUCUGGCAGCGGCAUUAUCACAUUCUUGCCAAACGAAUGCUAACCAAGGAAUAUGUUGUAGAGGAUGUCGAUGGCGAGUGCACAGACUGGUGUCCGCCGCCACUACCCGCGGAGCACAUCAGCCAGCUGAAGUCUCUGGGGCUUCUAUAG